Periophthalmus magnuspinnatus is the source of this 2953-nucleotide messenger RNA. RefSeq names its product far upstream element (FUSE) binding protein 3 (gene fubp3). The coding region runs from base 75 to 1727 and encodes 550 amino acids. Gene Ontology annotation, biological process: regulation of gene expression. NCBI's taxonomy places the organism in Eukaryota, Metazoa, Chordata, Actinopteri, Gobiiformes, Gobiidae. Gene Ontology annotation, molecular function: mRNA binding. The record is from RefSeq and is a predicted model, not a curated record. Gene Ontology annotation, cellular component: cytoplasm; nucleus. The transcript has 19 exons.
GCACGUGUCUUUUUUAUUUUUUAAAGCGCUCGUGCCUCCAGCUCUGCUCUCAGCUGCUGCCGAGGCGGAGGAGGAUGAUGGCGGAGUUGCUUCAUGGACAGGCCUCGGUAGCUCCGAAAGAUGACUUCGCGGACACAAUUCGCCGGGUCCGACAGAUGGCAGCAAAAAUGGGAGGAGACCAGAUGCCCAACAUGAACAACUCAAGUCCAGUUAUAGAUGCCUCUCUGUACAGUUUUGGGGCCCAUAAACGGUCACCAGACAAUGGAGGCAAUCAGUUCAGUGCAAUGCUAAAUACAAGGGCUCUUACCACAGAAGACUUCAAAGUGCCUGAUAAAAUGGUGGGAUUCAUUAUCGGGAAAGGUGGCGAGCAGAUAUCAAGAAUUCAGCUGGAGUCGGGUUGUAAAAUUCAGAUUGCGUCAGACAGUGGAGGGAUGCUGGAUAGACCUUGCACACUCACUGGAAGCCCAGAAAACAUUGAGCAGGCCAAGAGACUCUUGAAUGUGAUUGUGGAGCAGUGUCGGUAUGGGCCAGGCUUCCACAAUGAGAUGGACGGCAACAGUGCCAUCCAACAGAUCCUUAUCCCUGCCAACAAAGUGGGGCUGGUCAUCGGCAAGGGAGGAGAAACCAUCAAACAACUCCAGGAAAGGACAGGAGUGCAGAUGAUGAUGAUUCAGGAUGACCCCAUGCCCACCGGGGCAGACAAGCCCCUAAGAAUCACUGGAGACCCCCUCAAAGUCCAGCAAGCUCGUGAACUUGUGGCAAAACUAAUCCGAGACAAAGACCAGGCCGAGUUCAGAUCAGGCAGAGGAGACAAUGGAUACAAAAUUGGUGGCACCACCCUCGAUAUGGCUGUUCCCAGGUUUGCUGUUGGCAUCAUUAUUGGUAGAAAUGGUGAAAUGAUCAAAAAGAUCCAGAACGAUGCUGGUGUGAGGAUUCAGUUUAAACAAGAUGAUGGAAUAAGUCCUGAACGAGUUGCUCAGGUGAUGGGUCAACCCGAGAACUGCCACCAUGCAGUGCACCUCAUUAAUGAACUGGUUCAAACUGCUCAGGAGAGAGAUGGUUUUGGAGGCAUGACUGGACGCCGUGGUCGUGUGGACUGUAACGUUGGAGGGCUCGGUGGUUUGCAGGAGGUGACUUAUGCCGUACCCGCCGACAAGUGUGGUCUGGUCAUUGGAAAAGGUGGAGAAACCAUCAAAAAUAUCAAGGAACAGUCAAGAGCUUUUGUAGAACUGCAACGCAACCCACCCCCAAACACCGACCCCAACAUGCGCAUCUUCUCGAUCCGCGGGACCCCUCAGCAGUUGGAGAAGGCUCGUCAGCUGAUCGAUGAGCGGAUUGGGGGUCCUGGAAUCGGGGGUAACGGCAGCUUCAGCGUGAGCCCCUACAGCCAAGGACCAUCCACUCCACCACAACAUGGGCCUCAGACCUACAUGACUGGAAGAUGGGGCACUUCAUUUCAGAUCUGGCAGCCUCAAGGCCAACAGGACCACAGUCACAAUGGGUCCCAGACAGGCCAGAUGGACUGGGAGCAGUAUUAUAAAAAGCUCGGCCUACAAACCCAAACUCAAAGCAGUCCUGAAUACAAGGCUUGGGGACAGACGUCUGGCUCUUCAUCUCAACAAACUUCAGCCGACUACAACGCCUGGGUGGAUUUUUACCGACAGCCGAUGGCCUUCUUUAAUCAGGGUGCACAGCAGACCACAGCUCCAGGCCUACAGGAUCAUUAGGAUAUUAAGGACUUGAAUCACAUAAAGGAUGGAGGCGACCCAUUUUGUAAGGGUUUUAGAUUUGCAGCGCCGUGAAGAUCUGAUCUUGGUGAGCAACACUAGCUGUAGAAUAAUAAAGUAAUAUUUCUAAAUUAAUCAGGAACUUUUGUUUGUUACUAAAUGCUUCUGUACACUGUUAUUUUGAAUAGAUUGUAUUAAGAAUCCCUUUUGGACUUGAGCUAUUUGGUUUAUGUUUUCAUGUCUGACACAGAUUGUACUGCCAAAACCAAUCCAACUGUUGUAACAUUUCAAAAGGCAAUAUAAUCUAGUUUUCUUGAAAUACAAUGAAACUAUGAUAAUUUGCUUAGCAGUCUUGAAUAAUGUUGUAUGUCAUUAAAUGUUGAAAUGUGUAAGUUUUCCUUCAUAAUUCAGUGAGCCAACACUGUUACAGAAAUGUAUUUUUUGUUACAAGGUUUAAGCUAAGGAUUCAAUCCGUGAGUUAUUUUAAUUUAAUUCUUGUGCAUUGUAAGAUGUUUUUCAUUGUCAUUUUAUUGUUGUCUCGUUUAAAAGAAGGUGCAAUAUCUUAUUUCACUUUUGAAACAAAGAUGCUUUCCUAAUACUUUGACAAAGUUUUAACUUGUAGUUUUAACUUUUUUUUUUCUUCUCAAAAUGAAAUGUCAUUGAUAAUUUAUUGCAUUGAUCUGAUGUAGGAUUAAUGGGAAUGUUGCAUAUAGCUUUGUUGCCUUUACUACCUUUGUAAAACUGUAUAUAUGCUCAUAUUUGACUGUUAAUUUAAAAUGUAUAUGUUUCAGUACUUUCCUGUAUCAUAAUUACAGGGAACGGUCCCUUUCUGUUUUUCAUACUGAAAAUGUUCAAAGAGCGUGAAUGUCUUGAAAUUUGAUGUUGCAUCUUUAUGAAGAAAAUAACUGGUUGAUUUUGUGUAUUCUGUGUAUCAUAACUGUUCAAGACUGCUAAGCCCAUGAAACUUUGUGUGCUCAUUAAUUAUAGUAUUUUAUGUUUUAAGUAUUAUCAAAGCUGUCUUAUUUGGUACCUCUUGGUUAAACGACCCUGUGUUUGGUUGUGGGCUCUGAGAUUCUAGACUUGGUCCAAUCAUACUUUUUAAUUAUUUUAUUAUCUUUCAUGGUAGUUUUAUUUGAUUGAAAAAGGGAUAUUAAUUUCUAAUUGUGUAACCAUGGUGGUGUUUUUUUGUUAUCUGAACCAUGUAUUAAAAACAUCAGACUACUACU